AUGACGGUCGUCAAUCCUCUGCGCUAUGCUCUGUCGGCGGGAGAUAACAUAGCAUGGACGGCUACACAGGAGAAACAGAUUCUGAAGGACGUGCCCUGGAACGACAUCGGCCAGAGCGAUGAGCAAGCCGGUCAGGAGGAUAAUCAGGUGAAGCAGAAGACGCGAGGUGAAUCGCUGGACGCAGAGAGCUUCAUCGCGCGAACGUACUUGCAGUACUUAUGGCUACCAGAGUCGAUCAUGCCCCUCCACGGCUUCCUCCAUGCCUUACGACGCAUCACAUACGCUAGCCCUGAUGACAACAAUACCCCUCACCCCUUACACGCGCUCAUAGAACCUCUACUGCUUACUGCGCGUUCUGCGGCACACAAAUACCACACCGAGCUCACCGCGAUCCUCGCCGAGGGCGGCGGCGCGGGCGAAGCCGAAGAGGCCAUGAUGUGGUUCGCCUACGAGCACGAGAAGCAUGAGGCAGCGUCUAGUGGACAAGCCUCCGGCGGCCAGCAACAUCGCUCUAGCAGCCAGCAAUCAAACAACCCCGAACCUAACGAGGACGCCGACGCGCAAUGGCAAACACGAUGGCUGAACCGCAUGGAGCGGCGCGAAGCCCAGAUCCAAAUCCUCCUCUACCUCUUCAAGCUCUCCCUCCCGCCCUCGCCCUCCGCCGACCCCAUUGCCAGCCCAGCCAAGAAGCACGCCGCGGCGAUGCAGCAGGAUAUCUUGUUGUCCCCGCGUAAGCGCAGGCGAGUGGAGCCUGCGAACGACAAGUCCGCCUCUCAGGACAAGGUCGCCUCUGUCUCGACCCCCUCCCAAACAUUCCCUCGCAAACGCCGGCGCAAAUCCCCCGAACCCGCACCUUUGGCACCCGAAGUUUACCUGGAAGCCUUCAUGGACAAGCUCUCGAUGUGGCAGCUUGUGCGAGGGCUGGAGGAUGGGAGGCCUGCGGUGGAUUCGAUGCCUGCAGGGCUAAGAGCGAAGGCGAGCAAGGGUGGACAAGUGGGUAACGGCAAGGCUAGGCAGGACGACGAGCGCGACUGGAUGCAGGUGUUCUGCGAGGAUGUAGUGGAGCCGUUAUUCAAAUCCACUCUCCCCGAACUCUGCGCUCUGCUUCGUAGCAAGGUCUUCCCGCACUCGCCCUUUUCGGACGAGGAGAGCGAGGAUGAGGGGGUGUUUGGCGGGUCGCAGGCACAGCGAGGACGGUCGGAAACGCAGCGGGGACGGUCGCAAACGUAUGACGACGACGUAUUCGCCGGAUCGCAGGCACAGCGAGUACGUUCGCAGACGUACGACGAAGAUGACCCCUUCGGCUCGCAGGCGUUCGACGAUCCCUUCGACUCGUAUUCAACUAGAUCACAAACGCACGACGAUCGCUCCGACCGCGCGCGCUCAAAAUCCCGCGCAUCCAGCUUCGGUGACAGGCUCUCGAGCGAUCCGGAUGAAUGGCAGGACGACGAGGAGACGUCCCUCGCGCAGGAAGAGGCCGACCGCGCGGCGGGCGCGGGCGUGAAGCGCAAGCGCGAGAUCAGCAGGGAGGUGAGCAUGAGUCGCAUCUUGCGGCCGGGGAGGAGUGCGCGGGUGCAGGGGGAGGCGGCGGGGAGUCGCGGGGUGACGCCGGGGAGUAGGGGGUUGACGCCAGGGAGUCGGGGGUUGACGCCUGGCGUCAGUGGUCGAAGUCUAACACCGAUGGUGGAGGAUACACGCGCGAAGGAGAAGGCGAAGAAGGAGAAGGAGCUAGGCUCGGUGCUGACUAGCAUCAUGGAACCCGAACCCAGUGCACCUGCCCCGAUCGGCACAAGCGAGAUGGGUUCAAUCACACCAUGCCCUGCCCCCUCCGUUGCUGAGGGUGCCGAAGCUCUCAGCACGUCGACAACGUCCGAGUCGGCCGCGCUGCGAAUUACGAUCCCCUCCUCCGACUCGAGUCGCCGCAAGCAGUGGAAGGCCCGGCCGACCGCCAUACAGCCUCCCGCAAACCCCUCCAAGCUCUCUGCUCCCCUACCGACGAGGCGACCACGGGGUAGACCGAUGGGGAGCACCACGAAACGGAAGGACGCACCGAUCGCGUCGCGUAAGGUUGUUUCACGCGUCAAUGCGGUCGCAUCGUCGAGUGCAGUGACUUUGGACGCUCUAGACGGUCCUCAGCCUGCGUGGAGAAUCAUCUCGCCCGCUCCUCGAGAAAGUGGCGCGCCAGACCCUUCCGCUAGCGAACCUCUGGGCCCUUCUGCCAGCGGACCCCUAGACCCUGCCGCACUCCCAAGCGCACGCAGACGCACUGACCUGCACAAGCGCAAAGCCGAACCUGUCCCAACCGACGAUGCACCGAGGAAGAGGCGAAGAGAGGGGCCGGCGGCGACGUCGACGGCCUCGGAAGAUGGGCCCCGCUGGCUCCCACCGAGGCUGGGCCCGACACGUACGAUGCCAUCUGCGCAGGAUGGCUUGACUUGUGCUGCAGAGCUGCGGCCGAGGAUAUGGGCUAGUAACAAGGCCGAUCUCCACGCCGUACUUCCAGAGUUGUUCGGCACGAAGCCGACGAGUACUCCAAUCUCGACCAUGGUGGACUACAUGCCGGUGAUUGUGCUGGAUGAAGAGAGGAUCCAGGUAUCCGUGGACCAGGGAAGCCCGCUGUGUUGCAAGCUUACUAUCUCGAGGAAAUUCUCUUGCGACGGCGCUGCUUUGCCACAUUUGGCGCCCGAUGGACUGGAAAUGGCGACUUUGCCGCGAAUACCCUUGACUCCGUGUACUGAGCGUCAUUCUGAGCCCGAGUCGAUGACUGAGACAAUACAAGCGAAUGACGCGAGGUCAUCCCUUCCAUCCGGAGCUGAGCAUGCCUCAGAACACCUGACCGCCGUUCCCACACAGUUGGAGAUCCAAGAGUCUCAAGGAGCGCCAGAGGCCGAAACCGUUCAUGGCCUUGCUGUACCUGAAGAUCCACUAACUGAAGGUGACGAGCUCAAGUAUCCUCCUUCGAUGACGACGAAGUUACCGAUCGUACCCUUGGUAUACGCGUCCGAAAUUCUAACGGCACUGUGGCACCACGCGCUUUCUGACUUUCAACCACUUGACGCACGCGUGCUCGACGAAGUCACGCCUGGCGGCGACCUGGCUGUUGCGCAAAUUGAAAAUCCUCCAUGUCAGAUGGAAAAGACGUCUAUCCCAGAGAUGCAGUUGCCGAAAUAUCUGCCUCCUGACAUUGCCGCAUUGCAAGAGGCGUGGAUCCAGCAGUAUCCUGUUUUGCUAGUGGCAUCUCGAGCGACGUUGGCCACUUGCUGGCAUGUGCUUGUUCCGGAAGAGUAUGCGUACUGCUUUCUGGGGCUGUUCCAUCUGGCUGAAAUGCAGGACAAGAUCGCACGCGGUCCGGACGGCGAGCCAUUCACGGCCGUCGAUCGCGGCGGUCGUACGAAUGGAAGCGUUCAGUGGACGAUGACGCUCCGAUGGGUGGGAGGUGGCGAGAGGUUUCUCGGCAACGAAGACCUUCGACGGCCGUGGUGGGUACCAGACCAGCUCCCGACACAUGCACCAACGCCGACGACGGUUGACGAUUCCUCCGAAUUGCCCUCAGCAACAUCAACGUCGCAACAACUAGGGCCAUCCACUACCGGCGCGGAUGAUCCUCCUUCAGACUCUAUGGCAGCCAUGGCGCGGACAUGGCUUUCGUACUUGUCGCCUGCCGCAAUGUCGGUCUUCCCAGGCGACCGCGACCCCGACCCUUCAAUUUCUGAAGACGACAGAGGCGUCUAUCCCGUCUCCUUCGUGCCGCGGGAGGAGGCCGCUGCCUCGCCCGACUUCGAGCCAGCGGACCAAAAACCCACCUACGUGGGCUAUGCUUUGCGCCUCGACGACGUGCGCGACCCGCGUGAUACCCUACCGCUGGCUCAACCCGUCUCAGUGUACCCGAGCGGGGUGCAGUCGUUCAUGGCAGAGGCUGAGGAUGGCAUGCGCAUCGUCGAAGUGCGCGAAAGUCGGCAGAUGCCCGUCAAGGAGUUGGGUAGUGCGAUGCCGUCCGCAUUAGCUGAGGCCAUCACAUCGGAGAAGGAUGAGCCAACAGUCGUAGACGACCCGAUGGACAUAUACGAGAGCGCUUCUCGUGUAGGGACGCUCCUCGCCACUCACAUCUUCACCUGCAACAUGCGCUCGCUGCAGUCAAAUGCGGACCAGCUCUUCCUGGAUGUGCAGCGGUAUGCGGACCUGCGGCGCUCCAGGGUGUCGGACAACAUCUUUCGCUGCGAGCUGUCUGUUGCGCCCGUGUCAUCAGAGGGAGGCCAACAGACGAUGUCCAAUGAGGAGAAGGUCACGACCACCGAAAGCCUUGCUCGGCGCUUGCAUAACCACCUCAUCGACCGCGCGUACGAGUACACAGACGAAGAGACGAACUUCCCAAUCCGCCGACUCUUUUGCAUCGCGGGCAUCGGUGCUGGCUCGAGGAAGGUACGUAUUCACUCCUCGCUGGCGUUCGCCGCCUGA
This is a messenger RNA of Schizophyllum commune H4-8, 4455 nucleotides long. RefSeq lists its product as uncharacterized. Bases 1 to 4455 code for a protein of 1484 amino acids. The transcript is spliced from 14 exons. NCBI's taxonomy places the organism in Eukaryota, Fungi, Basidiomycota, Agaricomycetes, Agaricales, Schizophyllaceae. The record is from RefSeq and is a predicted model, not a curated record.